This is a messenger RNA of Saccoglossus kowalevskii, 987 nucleotides long. RefSeq names its product orexin receptor type 2-like. Lineage: Eukaryota; Metazoa; Hemichordata; Enteropneusta; Harrimaniidae. The record is from RefSeq and is a predicted model, not a curated record. Gene Ontology annotation, molecular function: G protein-coupled receptor activity. Gene Ontology annotation, cellular component: membrane. Gene Ontology annotation, biological process: G protein-coupled receptor signaling pathway.
AUGACGGGCAACCAAACUGACAGUUCAGUGACAUCCAGCUCCGAAUACAAGCUGGCCAUCCUUUAUGCAAUCGUUGGUACCAUUGGUCUACUGGGAAAUAUGUUUGUUUGUUACGUAUUCUACCGUAUACGUCGCUUACGAUCCAUAACUAAUUUAUUCAUUAUCAACCAGUCUGUAAUCGACAUGAUAAGCUCUCUCAUCUUUCUCAUCUUGAAACUGGGCCCAAUUAAGUUGCCUUCGAAAGGCAUCUCAGGAAGCCUGUUCUGUAAAUUCUGGUAUUCGGAGUACUUGAUGUGGUCGCUGUUUCUUGCAUCUACUGCUAACUUGUGCGUUGUUACGCUAGAGCGUUACUUCGCCAUUUGUCACCCGGUUUUUCAUCGGAAUAAGUUUAACAAAAAAGCGGCAAAGAUAAUCAUAGCUAUAGUUUGGCUAUAUGGUUUUCCCAUCGAGUUGCUUUGGGGAUUACCAUUUCACCACAGUGGCGAACAUUGCGCAAUAAAAUACAUCAGCCGAGAGUUCAGUUUAAUUGUUGGCGUCUUAUUUUUCUGUAUAGCGUGGUUCUUUCCAUUGGUGUUAAUGGUUGUGUGUUACGUCCAAAUUAUCAAGAGGCUAAGCGGCAACAAAUUAAAUCCGAGUGACAACGCUGAUCGCCAUUCAUCCAAUAACAAUUCUACCUUCCGUCGAGCACAGAGAAACGUGGUGAAGACACUUUUUAUCGUAUCUAUGACGUACGCCCUCUGUUGGGGACCAAAUGAAAUUGCUUUACUGCACUUCAACAUGGGUGGUUAUUUAGAUUUUUCUAGUGAUUAUUAUUUUUUCUCAGUGGUACUUGUUUUCUGUAAUCCUUGUAUAAAUCCAUUCAUUUACGUAUUUCAGUAUCAUCAAUUCCGUGACAAAAUUCCUAUUGCGUUUGGUUGUAAAAAGGCGAGUACGACAGACGAAAGAACUGGUACAGUGACAGGUUCGGAAAUGCAUACAGAUGCUUAG